Molecule: messenger RNA, 1070 nt
Organism: Pseudophryne corroboree (corroboree frog)
Lineage: Eukaryota; Metazoa; Chordata; Amphibia; Anura; Myobatrachidae
Gene: IFT25
Product: intraflagellar transport 25
Exons: 5
Coding region: 464-883 (139 amino acids)
Biological process (GO): intraciliary transport
Cellular component (GO): intraciliary transport particle B; centrosome; cilium
Source: RefSeq, a predicted model, not a curated record
UAUGGAAACCUGUCCUGUCUCACACAGUGGCAGCUGCCUGAGCGUCCAUCUACAACAAAUGUGUAUUAGAUCUCCUCUCUACGCUCCCACCUCUGUAUGUGUAGCAUAGGCAGCAGCACAGUACUUGGGACAACAAAGUAACAGCUCCUGUCCUAGUUAUUCCUUGUAUGACUCCCGUAUGCCUGAUCCUUAUUACUGAAUAUGGUGUGCCCCUUGCCCAAAUUACAUAGUUACUAUCCCAUCCACCAGCCGCUCAUUCACCUCGCUCCCCGGGCAGACUUUCUCUUGUCAGCCUGCCGGAACCUUUCUCACCCGGAACUUCUGUACUCAGACACAGGCGGAUGCAAAAUACACGUAUUUCCGGGCUACUAGUGUGCUUUUCCGGCUGGUUUCCUAGCAACGUUUAGUAACGGGAAAGCCGGAAAAGAGAAGAGACGGCUCGGGAUCAUCUGUCUCCUGUGUCAUGACCCGGGCGGGUAACCUGUGUCUGAGCUCCGCUGGGGCGGUGGUGGCCCUGGCGACCUCCAGCGAUGACCGGCACCGGGCACAGCACAUCAUUGACGGAAAUCCGGAGACUUUCUGGACAACGACCGGAAUGUUCCCUCAGGAAUUCAUCAUUAGCAUGAGCAGCCUGCAGAAGAUUGGCAAAAUCACCAUGGAGAGCUCCUUAAUAAGAAGCUUACGAAUUGAGACAAGCACAUCCAAAGAUCCAGUUAACUUUGAGCAUUGUGUGGAAAGAGAUCUGGAGCACAUGGAAGGACAGUUCCAGAAUGAGGAGAUAACUCUCCCUGGAGUUCAAGCGGUUCACUUGCGCUUUGUGAUCCAGUCUGCAUAUGAUCACUUUGUGGCAGUGCGUAGUGUGUUAGCUGAAAGUGUAAUGUGAAUCACACUAUCACAUCUGGAAGUCAUUGUAUGUCUCAGUCUUCAAAGGAACUAAAAAUUACUGAAAUAAUCAAAUGCAAGAAGGAAAGAAGUUUGGAACUACCAGAUUUAUAUUAUGUACGUGUAAAAAAUGUUUUGUAAUCUAUUUAUUUUAUAUGCAUUUUUUUUAAAUAAAACAAAUCCCAGUU